Messenger RNA from Phoenix dactylifera (date palm), 2411 nucleotides. RefSeq names its product protein NRT1/ PTR FAMILY 7.3-like. Gene Ontology annotation, cellular component: membrane. Gene Ontology annotation, biological process: transmembrane transport. Lineage: Eukaryota; Viridiplantae; Streptophyta; Magnoliopsida; Arecales; Arecaceae. Gene Ontology annotation, molecular function: transmembrane transporter activity. The record is from RefSeq and is a predicted model, not a curated record.
UGCGUUCUCUGCUCCCUCAUUCUAUCACCAGCUAUCCAGCACUUCCCCCUCCUCUUCUUGUUCUCAGCUUCUUAUAUCACUCUAGCCUUCCCAUGGUUGGUGCAAUGGCCAACUCUGAGGUAUCCAAAAUGGCAAAGGACGAACAAGGAGCAAGAGAAGGCGAGAUGAAGGUGGGGGUGGUGCCUGAGGAAGGGCAUGGUGGAACGGAGGCACAAGUGGAAGACUGCUGUGACUAUACACUGGAUGGCUCUGUGGACCUCAGAGGCCGCCCUGCAGUCAAAGGAAGCUCUGGUGGAUGGGUGUCUGGUAUCCUAUUGCUUGUGAAUCAAGGCCUGGCAACGCUGGCAUUCUUCGGGGUCGGCGUCAACCUGGUGCUAUUUCUGACAAGGGUGCUGCAGCAAAACAACGCAGACGCAGCCAACAACGUCAGUAAAUGGACAGGCACCGUCUAUAUCUUCUCUCUUUUUGGUGCCUUCCUCAGCGACUCCUACUGGGGAAGAUACAAGACUUGUGCCAUCUUCCAAGUCAUCUUUGUCUUGGGUUUGGUGCUUCUAUCACUGUGCACGCAUCUACUCCUACUGAGACCCUCAGGGUGCGGUGAUGGCCACGCUCCGUGUGGGUCUCAUUCCAGCUUAGAAGUUGGAGGGUUCUACCUAUCUAUCUACAUGGUCGCCCUUGGCUAUGGGGGCUACCAGCCCAACAUUGCGACCUUUGGGGCCGACCAGUUUGAUGAGGAGGACCCAACGGAAGCCCACUCCAAGGUCUCCUUCUUUAGCUACUUCUACCUGGCCCUCAACUUGGGUUCCCUCUUGUCGAACACCUUCCUGAGCUACUUUCAGGACCAGGGCAUGUGGGCCUUGGGCUUCUGGGCCUCUGGUGGGUCCGCCUUCUUGGCGCUGCUCCUCUUCCUUCUUGGGACUCUCAGGUACAGAUACUUCAAGCCAGGGGGGAAUCCCCUCUCCAGAAUCUGCCAGGUGGUCAUCGCCGCAUCGCGGAAAUGGACUGUCAGGAUGCCGCCAGGUGGAGACGAUUUGUAUGAGCUGGAUGAAAAGGAGCAUGCAGAAGCUAGUGGUAGUAGAAAGAUUCUCCACACUGAGGGGUUCAAGUUCUUGGACCGUGCUGCGUUCGUCGACUCCAAUGACUUCACCGUCCGAGGCGAGAGGUCCAUCCUCCGGGACCCAUGGCGGCUGUGCACCAUCGCCCAAGUGGAGGAAGUGAAAUGCGUGCUAAGACUCCUCCCCAUAUGGCUCUGCACCAUCCUCUACUCGGUAGUCUUCACUCAGAUGGCGUCGCUCUUCGUCGAGCAGGGCGCCGCCAUGAACACAGAUGUCAGAGGCUUCCGCAUCCCGCCCGCGAGCAUGUCUGCCUUCGACAUCCUCAGCGUCGCGACCGUCAUCUUCUUCAACCGCAGGCUCCUCCACCCUGUCAUCUGCCGGCUCAAGAAGAGCCCCAGCGGGCUCACCGAGCUCCAGCGGAUGGGCGUCGGCCUCGUGAUCGCCGUCAUGGCCAUGGUCUCCGCCGGCGCAGUCGAGCACUUCAGGCUGAAGCACGCCGGGGCGCGCUGCGAGGGCUGCGACGGCAGCUCGUUGAGCAUAUUGUGGCAGGUGCCUCAGUAUGUGCUGAUCGGAGCCUCGGAGGUGUUCAUGUACGUGGGUCAGCUGGAGUUCUUCAACGCACAGGCGCCGGACGGACUGAAGAGCUUCGCGAGCGCGCUGUGCAUGACGUCGAUCUCGCUGGGGAACUACGUGAGCGAUCUGCUCGUGACGCUCGUCAUGGAGAUCACGGCCAAGGGCGGCCGGCCGGGGUGGAUUCCGGGGAACCUUAACAAGGGUCAUAUGGACAGGUUCUACUUCCUGCUUGCGGUAUUAACCAGUGCAGACUUUGUGGUGUAUCUGGCCUGUGCCAAGUGGUACAAAUCUAUCAAGCUGGAGGGGAAAUGCGGGGAGGCGAAGGGGGGUUCCACGGUCUGAUAAACUUUAAGGCAAACACAUACAGGAGUCACCUGGAAUUCCUCAUCACAGUUAUGGUCCCUUAAGAAUAAAUCUCAGACUGGAAGUAGGUCUGGAACAUUUCUGUUUACAUAAUGCCUGCCCUCUUUUCCUUCACAUUUGUUUUUUUUUUUUUUUCCUGACUUUCCCAUGAUGAGUGCUCAGUUGGGAUGGACAGUGGAAACUGAGGUUGCUUAGGGCAUUGCAUGACACUGAAGUAAUAAAUCUAGACAGUGCUGCUGUAUUUGCUUCAGGGUCUAGGGGAAAUGAAAUGGGUGUAAGCAAGAGGUUUGGAGGCAGAGAGAAAAUACCGACAGCCUAGCGCCUCUUGCCUAUUGUUUCCCACUGAUGCAUCUCUCUGAAUAUAUUGUUCCUGCAAUAGUUAAUUCCAUUAAAUGCAAUGACUCUGCACCCUUUGUUUUA